UCCUUUCCACUUACGCCGGGCUACAAGCCGCUAGCAUUCAAGAUGUCGGCGGUGUCUGUGUUCCCCAUGUGUGUCCAGGCGAGCCGGGGCCUCCUCAGGCUCAGGAGCGGAGCCGGGGCCACCGCGGCGCUGGAGGCGGUCAGGACGCUCUCCACUCAGAAGGGGGACAGCGGUGCCACAGGCGGACUGGCCCAGGCCAUUCUCCAGGAGAGACUUCAGCAGCAGCAGAGGAGUCAGGGCCAGCCUCCUCCUGAGGGGGAGGAGAGUUCUGAGCAGAGGGGAGAUGAGCAAGGCGAGGACAGGAAGCAGAAAGAAAACACAGCAUAUGCUAAGAAGGUGGUCCUUCGCUUAGCAGGACUUAUGGGUCUUGGCGGCGCAGUCGGUGUUGUGUACAUAUUCGGUAGCAAUUCUGUGGAUGAACAAGGAAAUAAGAUUCCAGAUGAGUUUGAUAAAGAAGUUCCAGUAGUUCAGCAGCUCAAGAGGACAUUCAGAUAUUUCAAAGAUUACCGACAGAUGAUCAUUGAACCCACAAGCCCGAAGCUUCUUCCAGACCCACUGAAGGAGCCGUACUACCAGCCUCCGUACACGCUGGUUCUAGAGCUUACUGAUGUUCUCCUCCAUCCAGAGUGGUCGUUGGCCACAGGCUGGCGGUUUAAGAAGAGGCCGGGUAUAGACUACCUGUUCCAGCAGCUAGCGCCUCUCUACGAGAUAGUCAUCUUCACAUCAGAAACAGGCAUGACGGCGUACCCCCUGAUUGACAGCAUAGACCCCCAGGGCUUUGUCAUGUACCGUCUUUUCCGGGAUGCCACGCGCUACAUGGAAGGGCAUCACGUGAAGGAUGUGUCCUGUCUGAACAGAGACACCUCUAAAGUGAUUGUGGUCGACUGCAAGCGGGAGGCCUUCAGCCUGCAGCCCUUCAACGGCAUGGCGUUACGCAAGUGGGAUGGCAAUUCGGAAGACCGCACACUUUAUGACUUGGCUGCAUUUCUAAAGACAAUCGCAAUGAGUGGUGUGGAGGACGUGCGUACAGUGCUGGAAAAUUACGCCCACGAGGAGGACCCCAUCGAGGCCUUCAAAAGAAGACAAGCCCAACUUGCACUGGAGGAGGAGCAGAGGCUGGCGGAGCUUUCUCUGCACAAGAAACAGGGCUUAUCUUUCAGCUCCAUCACGAGCCGCUUCUGGCCCCGCAAGCAGCAGUGAGGACUCCUCUCGCUCGCAGCCUCCAGCCGCAGUCCACUCCGGGACCUGACUAGCCAGCGGGACGGGGCUACAGUCGCUGCAGUGGACGGCGUAUCCAGGCGUGCUGGAAGGAGGGAACAGAAAGAGAGGCGGGACAUGAGGGGGGGAAUAAAAAAUAAAAAAACAUCCACAUCCAGUAUGUUUCACCGAACGGUCGUUACCAUGUUUUGGGGGGUGGGGGUUAAAAGGGGCCCUGCUCCAGAUAAACAUCCGGUACCGUCGUGAUGGAGAAGGAAGGCAUUCCUCGGACUGCACACCCAGCCGACAGCCUGCCCUCGUCUGAUCUCAUUUGUUCUGUUCGUCACUGAUUUCUGUCGUCUACACAUUGUUGCAAGAGUUGGACUGAUUUCAGCUCAUCUCUCAGCUCAUUUGUUGUUUUCUACUCAUGCAGAACUACUUUAGCAACCACGCCCUGUAUUGGAAACACUCUGAACUGACCUGAAGAUUAGGUGUCCUGUAAUAGCCUUAGUUAAAUGCUGUAUUGGAGGACUGGAGUGUGGUUGCCCAUUCUGCCUGCUGGAGAUAUUGAGUUGGGCACUACUCUUGCUGCUGGAAAGACUGGAUUUCUCCAUGUCUAAGGAUACCAAGUCUAUAUAGUUCAUAUCAAGUGAAGUCAGGUCGUGUAGUAAGAUUGACAGGGGGUCAUUCCUGUCUUGAGAUGUGCUUGUUGAUGGGUCUAUGUAUUGCAUUUGAUGUGAACCUGUUAAAUGACCUUCAAUAAAUAAAGUAUGUAUGACUUUCCAUAAA
Molecule: messenger RNA, 1986 nt
Organism: Astyanax mexicanus (Mexican tetra)
Lineage: Eukaryota; Metazoa; Chordata; Actinopteri; Characiformes; Acestrorhamphidae
Gene: timm50
Product: translocase of inner mitochondrial membrane 50 homolog (S. cerevisiae)
Exons: 11
Coding region: 43-1200 (385 amino acids)
Molecular function (GO): phosphoprotein phosphatase activity
Source: RefSeq, a predicted model, not a curated record